AUGGGGAAGAAAGGAGGAGCGAAAAAUCUCCCAAAACCGGAAUCAAAAUCUCACACUCCUAUUACACUGAGAGAAGAAGCCACUGGAAAAUUAAAAACGAAGCCAAUCGUUAACACAAAGUCACAUCUGAGAAUUGAUCAUUUGAAAAAACUUGCGGUGUGGACCACUACUAACCCUCACAUACCGUCUUUGAGUGCCUUCUAUGGUCAGCAUUUGGCCACCGUUUCAGAGUCUGCUGGUGUACCUCCUCAUCCUUCUCUACUCACUUGCCAAAGGUGCGAAACUGUUCUUCAUCCCGGCUUUAAUUCAACUGUACGGAUUGAGAAGAAUAGAUCAAAGGUCAGACACAGGCAAAAGAAGUUUGGCACCAUCGCCCAAAACAAUGUCGUGUACAAGUGCCAUUUCUGUUCACAUCAGAAUAUCAAGAGAGGUACCCCUAAGGGACAUUUGAAAAAACUAUGCCCGGCAAAAGAUAAACCAUCCUUAGAAUCAACACCCGCCACAAAACCAAUUGUACACAAAUCUUUAAAAUUAGAGAAACACAUGGUAAGCAAAGAUGAAGGCGGUGAAUUACACACUGUUGGUUCAGAAGUUGUAGUUAAGGACGUCGCCCCUAUGAAGGGUCUGGAAACUCCGUUUAGUACAAGUGCACCAACAUUGUUAGAAGCAAAGAAGAGAAAUAGAAACAAAUCCUCGUCCAAGAAUGCGUUUGAAACUCCAAGCAUGUCUGCAAGAGUAAAUACUCAGAGCACUGCGAGCAAAAGACGGAAAAAAUCAUGGACCAGUUUAAAAGAAAUUGCUAAGAGCAAAGAGAGUGAUAACAGUGGAGUUGCUAAUUUGACAAUCCCAUUUUUUUUAUAACUUGGAAGAUUUCUGCAUAGGUAAUUUAUUUUAAGAUUGAGCCGGAAGGUUGUUUUUCUCAGCUUAUUUCAAGCAAUUUUGUUGUUUUUGCUGUGUUU
Molecule: messenger RNA, 959 nt
Organism: Lathyrus oleraceus (garden pea)
Lineage: Eukaryota; Viridiplantae; Streptophyta; Magnoliopsida; Fabales; Fabaceae
Exons: 2
Coding region: 1-861 (286 amino acids)
Biological process (GO): RNA processing
Source: RefSeq, a predicted model, not a curated record